Messenger RNA from Parathielavia appendiculata, 1122 nucleotides. Its product is annotated as glycoside hydrolase family 16 protein. Gene Ontology annotation, biological process: carbohydrate metabolic process; fungal-type cell wall organization. Gene Ontology annotation, cellular component: fungal-type cell wall. Gene Ontology annotation, molecular function: hydrolase activity, hydrolyzing O-glycosyl compounds; glycosyltransferase activity. NCBI's taxonomy places the organism in Eukaryota, Fungi, Ascomycota, Sordariomycetes, Sordariales, Chaetomiaceae. The coding region runs from base 1 to 1122 and encodes 373 amino acids. The record is from RefSeq and is a predicted model, not a curated record. The transcript has 2 exons.
AUGCUCUUCAAGCUCCUGACCUCGGCGGCCUUCGCCGCCUCUUUGGUCUCGGCGCAGACCUACACCUCCUGUGACCCCACCAAGCGCGAUGACUGCCCCAACCCCAAGGCUGUCGGCUCCAAGCCCGUCGACAUUGACUUCCGCAAGGGCGCCAGUGACUUCUUCAAGCUUGCCGAUGGCACGAGCCUCAAGUACGACAACAACCUCGGUGCCGUCUUCUCCAUAAGCAAGGAGACAGACGCUCCCACCAUUGGCAGCAACAAGUACAUUUUCUUCGGCCAGGUCGACGUGACGGUGCGGGCUGCCCGCGGCAUUGGCGUCGUGACCAGCUUCGUGCUGCAGUCGGACGACCUCGACGAGAUUGACUGGGAGUGGCUUGGCGGUGAUAAUGCGCGGGUCCAGACCAACUUUUUCAGCAAGGGCUGCGUCGAGACGUAUGACCGCGGCGGCUUCUCGCCAGUGGCCGACCCCGUCAACCAGUUCCACACCUAUACCAUCAAGUGGACCCCGACUCAGCUCGACUGGAUCAUCGACGGCACCGUCGUCCGCACGCUCAUGAACACGGGCGUCCAGGGCUGCGCCGGCUACCCGCAGUCUCCCAUGCAGAUCAAGCUCGGCACCUGGGUUGCUGGCCGCAAGAAUGCUCCCCAGGGAACCAUUGAGUGGGCCGGCGGUGUCACCGACUUCACCGAUGCCCCCUUCGAGGGCUACUACCAGAGUCUCCGCAUCGUCGACUACAUGGGUGCCCAGGGUGCGACCGAGGCGACUGAGUACCACUACACCGACCUCAGCGGUAGCUGGCAGAGUAUCAAAGUGGUCAACAACGGCGAGGAGGCCGAGUCCAGCUCCAGCAGCUCUACCACCAAGUCCUCCUCGACCACCUCGAAGCCCAGCUCCUCGUCCGCCACCACGCUCACGACCGUCACUUCGUCGCAGUCCACCAGCUCCAACGCUACUAUCACCAGCUCAGGCAGCAGCCGCGGCCCCACCGGCACCUCGGGCAACCAGGUCAGCGCCACCACGACAGGCAGCACGUCCCUGUCGACCGCCGCGGCCCCCACGCUGGUCGGAAACAUGGCCGCUGUCGGCGCUGCCGCCCUGCUCGGCUACCUCGCUCUCUAA